CCCCUGGCACGUCAUCUCGCGGCGGGUGUACUGCCGGACCUGGAGCUGCGCGCGGCGGAUGACGUCGACUUUCCGGUGGCACUUGUCCCUCCCGCGGACGUGGUAGUGCGAGAAGGCGUUGCUGUUGCCGCACACGAACCGGCCCGCGCGGUGGAAGGCCCGCAGGCGCUGCCCGUUGCGCGUGUGCAGCGUGCGCAUGCGGCUGCGCAGGGACUCGGUCGUGUUCAUGGCGUUGCACUCAAAGUAGACCUGGUGCGGCGUGAAGAAGAGCCGGCGCGUGCUGAAGAGGCCCUCCUGGAACGUCCACGCCCGGGUCGACCAGGUCGACUGCUCGAUGGACGUGUGCGGGUCGGGCAGUGUUGAUAGCAGCGUGUAAGCGCCCCGGUCGAGGACGGUCCGGUGCUGGCGCCAUGAUCGCCGCGGGAGGCUGACCCCGGGCAGGCCGCUGUUGGAGUCGGUUCCCAGGGCGAAGAUUGUGAUCUUGGCCCCCUCGUAGAUGGACGCCAUGCGGUUGAACUGGUUCUGCUUCUCGGCCUCGUUGGUCUGGUCGAUGCAGUACUGGUCCACCCACAGGUACUUGAGGUGCAGCUGCUUGACCACCGCGAUGGCGUCCCGGAUCGUGCCGGGGACGUUGGCAGGGAGCUUCAGCUUCGUCACCGCCGGUCGGGUCGAGCCGGGCCCGCGUUGUCUCGUCACUACUACAGCGUGGGACUCGGCUCGAGAUGGUUGAUGGACGGUGGUGGUUGUCGAGCGGGUGUUGUAAGCCGGCGGCGGCGGCGGCGGCGACAGCGACAGAGACAGCGCGGCCUCGCUCGAUCCCGGGGGAGCACCCCAGACGUAAC
This is a messenger RNA of Microdochium trichocladiopsis, 842 nucleotides long. RefSeq lists its product as uncharacterized. Bases 497 to 730 code for a protein of 77 amino acids. NCBI's taxonomy places the organism in Eukaryota, Fungi, Ascomycota, Sordariomycetes, Xylariales, Microdochiaceae. The record is from RefSeq and is a predicted model, not a curated record. The transcript has a single exon.